Phialemonium atrogriseum is the source of this 2959-nucleotide messenger RNA. Its product is annotated as SPOC-domain-containing protein. NCBI's taxonomy places the organism in Eukaryota, Fungi, Ascomycota, Sordariomycetes, Cephalothecales, Cephalothecaceae. Bases 165 to 2870 code for a protein of 901 amino acids. Gene Ontology annotation, biological process: DNA-templated transcription. The record is from RefSeq and is a predicted model, not a curated record. The transcript is spliced from 3 exons.
GCCCGUAAAAAGCCUUGCCAAUGACUGCCUGAGCGCGUCAUCUCGCACAUGUCCUAGACUGCAUACAGUAGAGAGAAUCCAGCCGAAGGAGGACAUCCGGCACAGUAUCAUACGCAAGCCACAAUCCACCCGACUUGCGUCGAGGUCGAUAUCAUAUCAUCGCCAUGCCUGUCGAACCAGAACCCCGCCGCUCGGUGCGUGCGACCAAAGGCCAACAUAAGGCCUUGGAACAACUCGACAAAGCCAUCGAUGCCCCUAAGCGUCGUGGGAAGAAAGGGAAGAAAGCAGCCCCCGAACCCGAGGAGACCGAGGAAGAAGUCAUCCGCUGUGUUUGCGGCGCCACAGAGCAAGAUGAGGAUUCAGGGGAGCCCUGGAUUGCCUGCGACCAAUGUGCCGCCUGGCAACAUAAUAUCUGCAUGGGCAUGAGCCGAUACUCGGAGGACAUUCCCAGCACCUACUUCUGCGAGCUCUGCCGUCCCGAGAACCACAAAGAGCUCCUGGAUGGCAUUGCCCGCGGAGAGAAGCCUUGGGAAGCAAGACGCAAGGCCUAUGAGGAAGAGGAAGAAGCCGACAAGAAAAAGAAGAAGGGCCCUAAGAAAGGUAAGGGCAAGCGGGUCAGCGAAUCGAAGGAAGAGCUGAAGCAAUCACCUGCUCCCGAGCCCAAGAAGGAGACGAAGGCUACUGCCGGCAAGCGCAAAACACGGGACGAGUCUCAAGACAAGGACGCAACGCCAUCGCAGAAACUGCGAAAGGUCUCUGAGACCCAGUCUGUCGCAAUCCCGGCUUAUGAACCUCCUUCAGACCUUCCCGCCAAGAUAGCGGAGCUCCCGGAUACCCGUCAGGGCCCAGCUAAGGCGCUUUUGAAGUCGUUGACUCAUUCCAUUGGUGCGGCGGAGAAGAAGGGGACCUUCGUCGCUUCAGAUGGAAUCUCGACGGCGGCGAGAGCUGAGCGAUUUGCGCUGCAGAUUGAGCGAGCGGUUCAGGAUACCCAUCCCAACGCUAGCGCCUAUACAAGCCAAGUCCGGACCUUGACGUUCAAUCUGAAGAGCAACCAUGAGCUGGCCAACCGGCUCCUCAGCCGGACUCUGACCCCGACUAUGCUGGCGGCCAUGACCACCGAGGAACUUGCCUCCAAGGAGCUGCAGCGUGAGACUGCGGAGAUGAAGGCUCGAGCAGAGAAGCAGGCAAUCAUGAUCACAGAAGACCCGCCUCGUAUACGUCACACACAUAAAGGCGAGGAGAUAAUCGGCGAUGACAACUUCGCCAUUCCCAGCGAUGAGACUCCGGGACCAUCAGUAGCCCGCCGACACAGCACUCGCGAGUCGCGCUCGGAAUCGUCGCAGCCGCAACCGCCGCUGCCGCCGCCGCAGGAGGAGGAGGAUCGAGACCAAGUCGAACUGCCAGCGCAUUUCGAUCAGCCCCCGCCGCAGCCGCAGCCUUCGCCAAAAGACGGUCUUCGUAUAGAAACGAAGCAUUCCCCCAAGACGGACUUUGAUAUCAACAAGGUCUUCUCCAGUGUCAAGUCGCCAACCGGCAGCGCCAACCGACGACCUUCGAACUUGGCGGGUCCGGCUGGCGGCCCUGGCGUGGACCCGGAGAUAGAUCGGAUGCUGCAGGACGAUGGGAACGAAUCUCCUCCCUAUUCUCCCAGCGAAGAGACGGACCCCAACAUCGUCUGGAGAGGCGACAUCCUCAUGAAUACCAUCUCGAACUUCCACGCCACGGCGAGGCAUAUCGGUGGUGCCAAGCUUAACGAAUCCAUUGGCCUCCCGUGGAACCAACUCAUUCCCAGACGUCUCACCGUGGCCGGCCGGAUCGACGAGCAGAAGGCCAUCGAGUAUCUCUGCAGCCUGAGAUAUAGCGUGCCAACUGACGUCGUGGUGGUGAGCCUGGAGCCUGCUUUGGAGGCAUCCAAGCCUGAUUUCCAGAGGCUCAUCGACUACUUCAUCUCCAAGAAGCGCUACGGGGUCAUCGGCGACAAGGGGGUUGGGAAUGUUCGUGACACAUAUCUCGUCCCCGUGGCUGCCGGUUCUGGAGACCAGCCUGAGUUCAUGCUUAACCUCAUGGACAACUUCAUCCCCGAGAAUAGAAGGGAGCCGAUGCUGCUGGCUGUCUUUGUCUACCGGAAUGACCCUUCGACGAUGCAGCGACUUCACGGAACUAACAGUUCCGGCCAAAAAAUGCCGCAGUCACCCGUCAACAACACCCCUGUUCCGGCACAGGGUGGAUACUCUCAGCGGAACGCAUCUAUGUCAGCCCCGGCCAUCUCACCCACGUCCCCUCAGGGCGCCUUCCCGACCUACCAGGCGGCGAGGCAGAGCCACACUCCGAUCCAGCCCCCUCAGGUUCCCCACAGCUCGCAGCAACCGCAUGGACCCACAGCCGGGCGACUUUCCAACCAGGAAACCGCGCAGCGUCAGGGCGAGCAGGUCGCUCGAGAGAUCCUCGGCCCGUUCAUCAGCAGCCCCACGGUGGCCUUCCUCAUGCCGCAGGCUCACAGCAUGUCGCGAAGGGAGUGGGAAGUGGUCCGCAGGAUCUACGAGCGAGACCCGAAAACCAGGGAGGACCUUGCACACUUGAGCGCGGUCCUCGAGAAGGAGAACAGCAGCAACGGGGCCGCCGCUCCGCCUCCAGCUCCGGUUCCAGCGCCGGGCCCGCCGGCUACCCCCACCCCUGUGCACGCCCCGGCUUCGGCCCCGGCCCACUCCCUAGUCCAGACCCCGAUCCCGCCCCCGCCCGUGCCGCCCCAUCGCAACACCCCGAUCCCGCCCCCUCCGAUCCCACCUAGUGCGGCCGGCCCUCCGCGACAGACCCCGAUUCCCCCGCCACCUAUCCCACCACAUGCCGCCGCGGCAGCUCCUCCGGCCUAGCAGACCGGUGCCGUGCGACGGACCCCGAUCCCUCAGCCGGUUUUGCCGCCCUGGCGUGUGGCAGCUUCUCCAUCCAAGGCGGCAGCUUC